GCAGGACGGAAGCAACAGCUGUUCCACUCCAGGGAUUGCUAAUGAAAACCACCUUCAGAGCACCAUGGCAAGAGACACUGCGCCUGCACCUCUUCACCUUCGCUGUCACCUUCCUUCCCUCUCCCCUGGCAAAAGCCUCCGCGCUCCGCCCAGUGCCCCAGCGGCGGCGGGGGAGCGCGGCCCGGGACUCCGCGGCUCUUCCCGGAGCACCCGCAGAAACGCCCGUCCCCCCCUCACGGCCGGCCAGCGCUAUCGCUCGACCGGGACGGGGCGUCCUCCCGCCCGCCCCUGGGGAUAACGGGGACGCCGGCGCAGCUUUCGCGUGUCUCCCGCCGCCCGCCCGGCCUCGCACCCAGCGGAGCGCCCUCCCGGGACGCCGGGACCGAGCACGGCUCGGGGGCGUUCGCCCGGCCCGGGCGCAGCGGGACGGCGGCGGCCCCGCGCGCGCUCCCGAUCCCGGCGCCGUUGGCACGGGGUGGGGGUGGGGCGGGCCGGGCCGGCGGGCGCGCGGUGUCCAUGGCAGCGCGCGGACGCUGCCGCGCCCCUCCCCCCGCCCCCGCCGGCUGCGCGCGCUCACCGGCCGCUCGCGCCGCCGCAUCCCGCCGGCCCCGCGCGCCGCGUCAGCGCUCGCCCACGUGACGCGCCGCCCGUCGCGGGAGUUGCGCGUGGCGGGCGCGCGCCGCCCGGGCUCCGCGGGAACGCGCGUCACUCCCGCCGGGCCCCGGCACCGCUCCCGGAGCGCGGCCUCCGGCGGCGCAGCUCCCCACGGCGGGGCCGCAGCUCCCCACGGCGACGCAGCUCCCCACGGCGGGGCCGCCUCCGGGCGCGGGUGGGACGGCGCGGGCUCCCCGCAGGCAGCGCCCGCCCCGCCGGGGCCGUGGUGCGGGGCUGCAGCGCCCCCCGCGGGCGGGAAGGCGCCAGGGAGCUAA
Messenger RNA from Motacilla alba alba, 929 nucleotides. RefSeq names its product translation initiation factor IF-2-like. The coding region runs from base 42 to 929 and encodes 295 amino acids. The record is from RefSeq and is a predicted model, not a curated record. NCBI's taxonomy places the organism in Eukaryota, Metazoa, Chordata, Aves, Passeriformes, Motacillidae. The transcript is spliced from 3 exons.